AUGGCGGUGGCGGUGACGGUGGCGGUGGCGGUGGUAUUGGUGGUGGUGUUAAUAGUAGUAGUAGUGGUGGUGGUGUUGGUGGUGGUGGUGAACGGUGAGCGGUUGCGUUUAGCGGUGCAAAAACUGAGCAGCGUUCGGCAAAGCGCAAUCAAACAAACAACAACAGCAGCAGCAGCAACAACAACAACAACAAUUGCAGCGGCAGCAACAACGACAACAGCAGCGGUAGCAAAGCGCCGGCAGCAGCAGCAACGACCCACGACGCCAAUUAGCGGCAACGGCGGCGGCAGCAACAGCAGCAGUCGCAGCCGUAGCCGCAGCCGCAGUCGCAGCAGCAGCGCUAGCAGCAGCAGUUGCAGCAGCCGAAGCAGCAGCAACGACAACAACCACAACAGCCACAACAACAACAACAAUAACAAUAAUAAUAAUAAUCAUAAUAACAGUAAACUGAACAUGUCGAAAACAACAACUGCAGCCGCUGCCGCAGCAGCAGCAGCCCAAGCGGCAGCAACAUCGUCGGCAGCACAGCAGGCAGCGGUCGCAGCGGCAGCAGCAGCAGCUGCAGCGCAAGCAGCGGUAGCAGCCAACAGCAGCAGCAAUGCAGCCGAUUUCAGUGCAUUCGAUUUUAACGAUAGCUCCGAUAAUUCCGAUACGCCUUUAGUGCCACGCGCGCCUUUCUUGAGUCGCGCUGCUGCGGCGGCGGCGGCAGCGGCUGCAGCUGCAUUGAGCGCCAGCAGUGGCAGCAACAGCAACAGUAGUAGCAGUAGCAACCACAACAACAGCAACACCAACAAUAACAACAGCAGCAGCAGCAAUGUUGUUGUCAACAACAGCAACACCAAUAACAAUAAUAACAAUAAUAACAACAGCAACAGUAACAGCAACAACAACAACAGCAUUGCCAACGCGCGGCAUCGCAGCAGCAACAUGAACAACAAUAGCAAUGCCAGCAGUCGGAGCAGCAGCAGCUCACAAAGCAGCGACGACAGCAACCACGGCACAACGACAACAACAGCAAAAACAACCACAACAGCAGCAGCCGCAGCACAAGCCCAAGCAGCAGCAGCAGCAGUGGUUGCUGCCGCAGUGAAUGCGCUGCACAAUGGCAAGCAGCAGCAGCAGCAACAACAACAACAGCAGCAGCAACAUCAUUACAACAACGGCAGCAGCAGCAACAAGCAGCGUGAUCGCGACUUGGAUGACGAUGAAGAGGAAGAAGAACCGCUUGAGGAGGACGAGGAUGAUUACGAUGAUGAGGAUGACGAAGACGAGGAUGCCAUGGAUCACCACAACAACAACAACACCAGCAGCAACAACAACAACAACAAUAACAACAGUAGUAGCAACAACAACAACCUGAACAACAACAAUGUGGUUUCAUUGCCAGCCGAUCUGCGACAUGAGCAACAAGCGAACUACGACGACGACGAUGAUGAAGAUGAUGAGGACGAUGAUGACGACGAGGACGAUGACGAUGAUGUCGAUAGUCGGACAGCGUUGACAGCAACACAUUUGGGCAGCUCGGCUGCUGGCGAUAGCAGCGGCUUGCACAUGAGCAUUGCUGCGGCAGCGGCAUCGGCGGCGGUUGCUGCCGCAGCGGCAGCCAAAUUGAAUGCAGCCAAUGUGGCUGCUGCCGCACAGCUGGAGCAUCACAGCCAGAAUGCAACGACAUCGGUGCUGGACAUGGUGAGCAAUGCGGCAGCGGCUGCUGCUGCUGGCAUCGGCAACAUUGUUGUGGCGCCCAACAGUUUGAUUGGCGGUGGCAACGGCGGUGGUGUUGGUGGCAACAGCAACACCAGUUUCUCCACCAACAACAACAGCAGCAACCAUGCGCUGGGCAACGAACAAUUGUCGUCCCGUCACAGCAGCAAUUCGCAUCAGCAGCAACAACAACAGCAGCAGCAGCAACAACAACAGCACCAGCAACAACAUCAGCAGCAACAUCAUCAACAGCAACAACUCCAGCAGCAACAUCAGCAGCAACAACAUCAGCAAUCAAGCAACGCUGGCAGCGGCAGCGGCAGUGGCAGCGCUGCCAGCGAACGUCGCAAGUAUCGGCAUCAGAACUACAGCAAGAACAUCUACAUUGGCACCAAGAAUGCCGAGAAAUGGGAGCACAUGCGCACUCGAUUGCAGUUCAAGAACGACGUCGAGUUCGUUGCGUAUCUCCUCAAUCUGGCCGACAACGACACCGAUCGACUGAACAACCUGCCUCCGCCUUCGCCGGCGCACACGCCCACCAAGGGAUUCGAUGGCAACUUCAAGCUGGAGCCCAAUCUGAGUGUGAAGGACUUUGCGCCGCCUUCGUCGUCUGAGAAUGUCAAUCUCAAUCUCAAUGGCAACGGCAACGGCAGCCUGGAGUCUGUGGGCGGCGGCGUUGGAGGCGUGGCAACGCAACCGCAACGCAAACGCUACAAGAAGCGAGUGCAAUUCAACACGGAUGCGCUCAACGGCUACACGGGUGGCAAGGUGAAAGCGGCGGCCGCUGCUGCUGCGGCUGCUGCUGCUGUCUACAACAACAGUGGCUACAACAACAACAAUAACAACAACAACAGCAACAACAACAACUCAAGCAGCGGCAGCAGCAAGUCAAAGAAGCAGGAAGCAAAAGCAGCGGCAGCGGCACUUAAAGCGGCAGCAGCAGCCGCCGCAGUGGCAGCAGCAUCGACAGCGUUGCCCGAGGUCCUCGACUGUCGCAUUGCCGAGAAGAUCAAGAGCGAACUGGAGGCAAGUGGCGCUGGCAAAGAUUCGCUCCCCAAUGCACUGUGCCUCAAAAAGGCGGCGGCAGCAGCGGCCGCCGCAGCAGCAGCAGCCGCAGCGGCGCAACACAGCGACGAUGAGGACGACGACGAUGAUGAUGGCUCACAGCUGCAGCAAUCGCAAUCAUCGUCGCAGCAGCAGCAACAUCAUCAGCAUCACCAGCAACAUCAUCACCAGCAGCAGCAACAACAACAGCAGCAAUUGAGCCUGGGACAUGGCAGCGCAUCGCUGUUGGCAGCUGCUGCUGCUGCUGGUGGCGCCGAUCUUGUGGAUGCGGGCAGUGCCAGCAAUGGCCAGCUGGGCAAUUUCCAUGUGCGUUCCAAGAGCCAAGGCGGCAAGAACUCCAAGUCCGCCAAAGCAGCUGCAGCAGCGGCCGCAGCAGCAGCGGCAGCGGCAGCAAUGAUGCCGCCAAAUAGUUAUGAUGAGCCGGAAGAUGAUUCGGCAGCGGGCGGUGGGGAUGAUGAUGACGACGAUGACGAGGAGCUGGACGAGGAGGCGUUGGCACGUGAAAUGAAAAUGGAGCAAAACUUCGUGGAGGAGGAGGACGAACAUGAUAUCGCAUUCCGAUCGCAGCAAUCGUGUCGCGAAUGUUCCAUUUCGCAUGAUCACAAGCUGUGUCCGUUGCGCAAUGCCUGCGGCAAUGUGACGGAUGCCGUUGAUCUUGCGGAGUGGAUUGAACGACGCAAUCUCGAGGCGCUGGCCAAGCUCAAGGCGGAUGCACAGCGGCAGGCGAAGCAUGGCCGGCCACGGCACGAUGACGACGAGGAUGACAUGGAGGACAUGGACAUGGAUGAGUCGUCGCAGCUGUCGGAGCUGGAGACAAAGCCCCUGAUCACGUUCGCCGAGGCAUCGGUGCCCGCCGAAUUCGAGCUGCACAACGUGGAGCCGAAUGUCACUGGCGUCUUUGCCCGCACCGAGGUGCGAGCUUACACGAAGCUGGGGCCGCUCAUCGGACAGCCGGUGCAGACGGGCGAGGUGCGUGAGAGCAGCGACAUGAAGUGGAUCUUCGAGAUGUGCGAAGCGGGUGCGGAUAAAUCGUAUUUGCUCUGCUGCGACAAUCCGAAUGCGUCCAAUUGGCUGCGCUUCAUUCGACCGGCGCCGUGCUACGAGGAGCGCAACGUGAAUCUGGUUUCGAUCGAUCGACAGGCGUACUUUGUCAGCUGCCGGGAUCUGCGCAAUGGCAUGGAGUUGCUCUACUGGAGCGACGACUGCAACACAAUGUGGCGCAAAAAGCACACGGAGAAGACAAAUUGCGGCGGCUGCAAUUUGAAGUUCGAGCAUCCGCUGUACUAUCGCACCCACUGCUCAGUGUUCCACGAUCCAUCGAUGAGUCUGACCAUACGCAAGUAUCACUGCAAGGUGUGCGGCGAGGCGGUGCUGGGCAAGGACAAUAUCAUGAAGCAUGCGGCGGAGAAGCAUGAUGGGAAGGGAGCGUAUCAGUGUCAGUUCUGCAACAAGUUCUUUCUGCGCCUCAACUAUCUGGAGAUGCAUCGCACUUAUGGUUGUGCCUCGAAUCCGAAUCGAUCGCGGCCCGUUUGUGAUUUUUGUGGUCGCAAAUUUUGCCAGCCGCAAAAGUUGAAGGCGCACAUCAAACGCGUGCACAGCGGAUCGCGUGCGGCACUGCAGCGACACUCGAAGGAGGUGCACAGCCGCAACUCGACAGUGGUGAGCUGUCCCCGCUGCCAGAAACUCUUCCAGAACCGCAGCAAUCUGAAGAUACACAUGCUCACGCAUUCGGGUGUGCGACCCUUCAAGUGUGCGGAACCGGAAUGCAAUGCGGCGUUCACGACAAAGCAGUGCCUGCAAUUCCACUACAAGAAGGUGCACAACUACACCCAGGAACAGAUGCCAAAGAUAGAACGGAGUGUGGCAUACACCUUCGAUGCGUAUUCGGGUGGAAUGAAGGUUGACUUUUUGGAGCAAGCGCCGCGUCGCCGUCGCAAGAGUCUCGAGGAUCAGAAUCAAAACUCCAUGCUGAGCAGCUCGAUGCAAAGCGACACCGAGUACAGUGAUGACAACAUCUUUGAGGCGAUCAAGAAGAGCGGCAAAUCGAUCAAGGAUCUCUGUCGCAACGAGCCAAAUCUCUCGCUCCUCAGCUCCAAGAUCUCCAGCAUCUUUGGCGAUAAGGUGGCACAAGUGGCACAGCCCUCGGGCAAUGUGGCGGUGCCGGGACGCAAGCGUAAACGCAAACGCGAAACGGCAACAACCCUCGCUGCCCAGCAGCAACAUCAGCAGCAUCAGCACCAGCAGCAGCAGCAACAACAGCAACAUCAGCACCAGCAGCAGCAACAGCAGCAACAACAACAGCAGCAGCAACUGCAACAGCAGCAGCAACAACAGCAGCAGCAGCACGCCCAGCAAUGCCAUCAGCAACAGCAGCAGCAACAGCAACAACAACAGCAGUUGCAUGGCAGCCAUCUGGAUCAAUCGCCAUCGCAUCUGUCGCAUCAUCAGCAACAGCAACCGCAGUAUCACGCCCACGCCCACAGUCACAGUCACGCCCAUGCACACGCCCAUGCACACCAGCAACAGCAGCAGCAACAACAGCAGCAGCAACAGCAACAGGUGUCCGCCCAUCAUCAGCAGCAGCUGCACGAUGCCGACGAGGAGGAGGAGAAUGUGCGGCUGGAGCAAGUGCGUCGCAAGCAGAACGCACAGCUGAGCCUGGUCGAAUCCUUCCUCACGACAACCGCACAACGUUUGAGCGCCCAGCAGCAGGUGCAACAGGUGGUUGCCGCUGCCGCUGCGGUCUCUGCCAUGGCGGGCGCAGGCGAAGAUCCGGCCAAGCUGGGUCACAUGAUGGGGCACAUGGGUGGCGUGGGUCUAGACGACGACGAUGAUGAUGAUGAGGACGAUGAUGAGGCGACGGCACAUCAUCAUCACCAGCAGCAACAGCACCAACAACAGCAGCAGCAGCAACAACAGCAGCAGCAGCAACACCAACAGCAGCAGCAACAGCAACAGCAGCAACAACAUCACUCACAUCAAACGCAUCCGCAUCCACAUCACGCCCAUUCCCAUGCGCAUCAGCACGCCCAACAAUCGGCGCAACAAACGCACGCCGAUGCCAGCUAUCGACACGCUGCCGUGGCGAUGAAUGCGGCCCUUGGGCAAAAUCUCGUGGUUAGCAAGGGCAGCAAAAAGUGGAUCGGUGCCGAUGAUCGGCAUCUGAGCGAUGGCAGCGAGGUGGCCAACGAUGCCAGCGUCUCGGGUGCCGGUGGCCCCGGUUGCGGUCAGCUCUCGAGUGGCGCCAGCUCUGGUCAGGAUCUCGGUUUCGCUGUCCCGCCCAGCGCCGUCGAUGUGGAGCACAGCAAGCUGCUUGGCCAGAAUCGCGACUUCCUCGCCCGUCUCAUGAGCAGUGCGAGUGCCAGUCAUGCCAGCCACCAGCAUCAGCAUAGCGCGCACAGUCGCGAGGAGGAUGAGAAUAGCUCCUUUCUCGAUGUCGUCGAGUCCAACAACAAUGCAGCUGCUGCCGCUGCAGCCGCUGCCGCCGCCGCUGCCAUGUCACAGUAUCAGCAUAGUGCUGCUGCUGGCAAUGGUGGCGCUGGCAGCGGCGGUGGCGGAGGUGGUGGUGGUCCGGGCAGCGCCGGUGGCCCCGUUGGCGAUGGUCCGCUAACGCCGACGGGCGGUGGAACGGCGCCGAGCAGCGUGGAGCCGCCACAGAUGCAGAUGAACUCGCUCAGCCACUCGCAGUCGUUCAUGAGCUCGUUCUACAACAAUGCGAACGCAAGACUGAGCGGCGCCGGCGCGAGCGUUGGCGUUGGCGCCAACUCCUCAUCGGCCAGCAUGCUGGUGGAGGCGGCCCUCAACUCCGUUGGCAAUAUGAUUGACAGCGAGAGCAGCGAUCUAAAGGUACCCACCGAGAACCACAUCAACAGCGACAGUCCGAUGAGCGCGCACGUCGAUGCGGAGGCGCAACGCUUCGGCAGCGGCGGCGGCAGCGGAGCGAACGGUCCGGGCAUUGGCACGACGAUGGACAACCUGGAGAACGAGCUGAAGAUGAUGAAGAAUCUGGGCAGUUUUCCGAUGCAAAUACCGCCGCUGCCCAUGUUCCAAGGCGCCUGCAACAUAUCGCCGAGUGCAUCGACGCCAACGAAUCCGCAGAGUAACCAGAAUCAGAACGAUGUCGAUGUGGAUGCGGGCAGCACGCCGCGUCCUCAGCAUCCUGAUUCCGAUGGCUUCUCAUCGUCGCAUCAUCGCACGCCGCCUUCACCGCCGCCCAUAUCGCCGGGUCGCGACUAUGGUGGCAUGUUUGGAGCCGGCAAUGGAGCUGGCGGUGGUCCCGGCUCCAAUAGCACGCCAGCGGGCAGCUCAAGUGGCGGCGGCGGCGGUGGCACCACAGCUGGUGGCAACAAUCUGUCAGCAUCGUCGCCGUUGCCGGCGUUGCAGCCACAGCGACGCAAUGCGUCCAGCGUGGGCAGCACAUAUCCGGAGCAUGAGCUCAUCUCGCCCGCAUCGUCGCCGAGCAUACCACGCUACAACUUCAAUGGCGACAUGAUGCGUCACAAGCGUGCCGUCCAGGAGCAGGAGCAGCAGGAGCGACGCCACAACAUCUCGCGGCACAAUCAGAUGUCCAGCGACGAGGAGAACAGCAUCAUGCCGCAGAACAGUGCUGGUCAGGACAUGCGCAUGAAGUUCCCGCAAUCGCAGAUCGAUCUCAUGUACUCCAAGUACGAGAGCAUGGCCAGCAAUCUGAAGUACAACAGCCAGGACCUGGACUCACCCGCCGAGUACCGCCAAAGCAGCAACAGCAAUGCAGCGAGUGCGGCAGCAGCAGCGGCUGCAGCAGCCAGCGCUGCGAAUGAUAUGUCCGAUCUGCAGGGCUUGGACAUGAGUUCGCGAUCGAAUGCAUCGAGCAAUUAUCAUCACAAUUUCCAGCUACCGAGCAGUCGCUACCAUCACCAUAUCUACGAUAUAUUGUCGGAUCGCGAGCAGAGCCAACAGUCGCAGGCCCAACAGCAAUCGGCGGCCUCGGUGGUGCAUCAACAGGAGCAUGGCAGUCAUGGUGGCCACAGCAGUCAGCUGGCAAUGCAGCAGCAUCAGUCGGCGGCAAUGCAUAAUAUGUUGAGCGAACAGUUGGGCGAACAGGAGCACGAUCAGACGACAUCGGUGGAUCUGAGUCGAACGGCCAAUUAUGUGGUAUCAUCGCCACCGCAAUUGCCGUACAAUCAUCCGCAUCAUGAUAUGCUGCGCAUGGCAUCGUUGGAUCUGACACCGAAUACCGCCAACAUGGCGGUGGGCAACAAUCGCUCGUUUCUCUCGUCCCAGAUGCAGCACCAGAGUCGCGAGAGUCUCGAGCAUCAUCGUCUGCUCUCCACCGUUGAACAGCAUCGCAUUUUGGCCGCCUCGAAUGCAGCGGCCGCCGAUCCACAUCGGCUGCUCGUCGAUCCCACAGCGCAUUUGCUGAUGGAGCAGAACAAUCGAUUGCUGGGCACAGCGGAUCAAUCCCGGCUGCUUGGCGAAUCGGCGGCGGCGGCAGCGCAAAAUCGUCAUAUGGCCCGAAGUUUUGGUGCCUACCAUCAGGUGGCAUCGAGCAAUUAUCAUCCGGGUGUUAGGCCGCCACCGGUGUUGCCAUCAGCCAAUCAUCAUGCUUCCAAUCCGUCGAAUUAUCAUCCAUUUCCCGCCUACUACUAAUAGUAGGUGGCAUCGAAGCACCUCCCCAAACACUCCCACUGCACAGCUAGUCCAGGCUCAAUUCUAUACAGACCCAAUUCCAAAUGACAAACAAACUCGUAUAUCCUAGAUAUGCUAUUGUUGAACUUUUUGCGGGACUAAAGUGCAAUAUCAAUGAGUGACAAAGAGUGCUGGUCAGCAUCAGCAUCCCCCAGUUUAAUUACCUUAUACUAUUGUAUCCGAUAAGCAUUUUAAGUUAAUCAUUUUCAUCUUUUUUUUUAUAUGCAUAUUCAAUAUAUAUUAUAUAUAGUUCAAUUUGAAAGCGCAAAUAUGUUUUAAACGUAACAAAAAGUUUUGGUUCCUCGGUUCUUAUCGCAUGUACUACAAUACAUAUGUACUUAAUUCAACUAAGCCGCAAAUAAAUCGUCUUAAGCUAUGCAAAACAAAAAACAAACAAAAAAAAAAACAAAAUACGAAAAAACUACCCAAAAAUACCGACAACAAAAAAAUACCAAACACAUACCAACUUAUGCGAUGUCGCAUUACGUUCAGUUUCUCAACUAUUAUGCCUAAAUAUAUGUGAAAAUAUAAUAAAAUAUAAUAAAAAAAAAAAACAAAAAUGAGAAAAAUACCAUAAAGUGUGCCAAUAUGUUUAAGUGUAAAUUCAGUUUUUUUUUUCUCGCAAAAGCGCUGGCAAACUCUAUGAUUUUGUAACAAUAAUAACAAUAUGUAUAGUUGUAAAUGUAUAAAAUAAAAAUCUAAUAAUAACCAUUUCAAUAACAAUGCAAACUAAUAUGCAAAAAUGCUAUAAUUUUAAACAAUUUGCCGCUGAGUUUGUAUAAAAACACAAAUAAAGGAUUGUAUAAAUGAAUAAAUAACGAAAGCGAAAUUACAAUAACAUUGCUAUUUUUACACCAAAUAAUGCGAAAAUACCAAGAAAAAUUUAUAAACGAGUACAAAGUGUUGAGAAAAGAUGAGUGAAAAGGGCAUAUUUCAAUAAAACGACACAAAAAUGUAACAUCCAUUUGGCUAUAUCCAACUACAAAUCCCCAAAAACAAAAUAAGGCCCCAUACAAGCUCAGCGAUAAAGAAAAAAAAAACGGAAAGGAAACGACAGAAAAUGUAAUGAAAAUACCAGUAUCUAAUAUA
Messenger RNA from Drosophila nasuta, 9522 nucleotides. RefSeq lists its product as uncharacterized. The transcript has 9 exons. Gene Ontology annotation, molecular function: protein binding; histone acetyltransferase activity. Bases 1 to 8394 code for a protein of 2797 amino acids. NCBI's taxonomy places the organism in Eukaryota, Metazoa, Arthropoda, Insecta, Diptera, Drosophilidae. The record is from RefSeq and is a predicted model, not a curated record.